ACGACGCGUUUUUUUUUUAAUUUUUAAUUUUAUCGAGAUUUGAGCUGUGUAUUUAUGGUUGUAUUAUCGUCGUCUCUGCUGAGUGGCUCAUUUAGAAAUCCCAGCGAUUUAGCCCGAGUCGCAAACUCAGAAGCUUCAAUUGGACUCAGAGGGGGAGAGAGAGAGAGAGUAGAAAGUCAACACCAAAAGAAGAACAAGCAAACACUUUGUAUUUUCUGCGGGAACAUAGGAUCUCUCUUUUCAGCCCUCUCUGCAAUCAUGAGCUCGCUUGUGCAAGGCUUUUCCAAAUCUCUGGCGAUGACCGUGCUAUCCGAGAUUGGCGACAAGACGUUCUUCGCUGCAGCGAUCUUGGCAAUGCGUCAUCCAAGGAGACUUGUCUUGUCAGGAUGCCUGGCAUCUUUAGUUGUGAUGACUAUUCUUUCUGCUGUUGUUGGCUGGGCUGCUCCAAAUCUUAUCUCUAGGAAAUGGACUCAUCACAUAACGACAGUGCUGUUCUUGGUAUUUGGGCUGUGGUCUUUAUGGGAUGGAUUUAGGGAGGAUGGGGAGGCUGAAGAAUUGGCUGAAGUUGAAGCAAAACUGGAUGCUGACUGGAAGGCUAACACAGGAACAGUCAAGGAGGGCAAUAAGGCUGAUGAUGAAUUGAAGAAGGAGAGGCGGCCAUUUCUCACACAGUUCUUCUCUCCUAUAUUUCUGAAGGCAUUUUCCAUCACAUUUUUUGGUGAAUGGGGUGACAAGAGCCAGCUCGCUACCAUUGGUUUGGCUGCAGAAGAGAACCCGUUUGCUGUGGUUCUUGGUGGCAUUGUCGGACAAGCAUUGUGCACCAUUGCUGCUGUCCUUGGAGGAAAGAGCUUGGCAUCUCAAAUAUCUGAGAAAUUUGUUGCGCUCUCGAGCGGAGUUCUUUUCAUUGUUUUCGGAAUCCAAUCCUUCCUCUCAACUGUAGAGUCUUGAUGACUUACCAGUGGGAUCGCAAACAGGUUAGCUAACAAAUUUCACAUGUUGACAUUCUCGUUUUCCAAAUUCAUGGAGUAUGAUUGUGCACAAGUGCUAAUUCUGAAGUGAACUUCUAUAAGGAGUUUAAAAAAUAAUAUUCAAAGGAUUGAAACCUAUGUGAUGUUGGCAGCACCUUUGGCCAUGCCAAUGGUUUCUACUUUGUAUUUUAUCUGACUCUCAUUGCUGUAUUUUUUCUUAACUGUUUAACCAUCUUUGGAUACCUUACCAAACGGGAUUCUUUUAUCCAUUUCGUUACUUAAUGGGAUCUUUUUACUAUCUUUGGAACUAA
Messenger RNA from Theobroma cacao (cacao), 1279 nucleotides. Its product is annotated as GDT1-like protein 4. NCBI's taxonomy places the organism in Eukaryota, Viridiplantae, Streptophyta, Magnoliopsida, Malvales, Malvaceae. The record is from RefSeq and is a predicted model, not a curated record. Gene Ontology annotation, cellular component: Golgi apparatus. Gene Ontology annotation, biological process: Golgi calcium ion homeostasis; Golgi calcium ion transport; manganese ion transmembrane transport. Gene Ontology annotation, molecular function: manganese ion transmembrane transporter activity; calcium ion transmembrane transporter activity.